Chanos chanos (milkfish) is the source of this 1325-nucleotide messenger RNA. RefSeq lists its product as uncharacterized. The record is from RefSeq and is a predicted model, not a curated record. The transcript is spliced from 2 exons. The coding region runs from base 256 to 1161 and encodes 301 amino acids. Lineage: Eukaryota; Metazoa; Chordata; Actinopteri; Gonorynchiformes; Chanidae.
UCGAUGUGCCUCCGUUAUUACUAAUGGAGAAGGAGUAAGAAAACGAAAGUUAGGCUAAAUACCAUCGUCAGCUGUUUGCCUGGAAACUUAACCUACUCCUCCUGACUCGCUUCUGAUAAUUUAUUUACAGUGUUCAACCGGGUGAAAGGCGGGUCUCAGUUUGGUAAAGAAGCGGCAAACAGAGAUUCAGCUUACACGAGAGAAGAAAGUUUCCGGUUCUGUGCAACGUUCUGUUGACGAUAGUUCUGAGGAACAAUGACAUCGGCAAAGAUGCCGCUAAAACGUACAAAUGAGAGACGAAUUCGGGAGACUGUUUUUCAGAGAGAACACGUGAGUGUGUCUGAUCUUAGAGAGAACAGCUUCGUAGAGAAUAGGUACCUGGAGAAGAACAACAUUCCAGAGUAUCCCAAAUGCGUGGAAUUCCAUGUAGCCCAUGUGAGUCAUGUCACCGGGAAAAGUGGCCGGGACGGGAUUUUUGAUAAGAGUGGAUUCAAGGCACGAUUAGAUACAGCGAAUAACCACAGGUAUCCGCUUCUGUGGUGGGGUCUGUCAGUCAGUGACAAUGAAAUUGCUUCGGCUGAAGAGAAUUUCCUCCAACGUUUGUUUCCGCAGCGAAGCGCCUAUCAGGUGCGAAAUCAAAAGCCGUUCCUGAAACAGUUCACAACCUCGCCGGCCUUCCAAACCGAGUCGCGUUACGGAUACUUUCGCUUCACAUUUCCCUUGAAAAAUCUGCUCAACCUCUACGCCGAACAGUUCUGUAGACCUAACGGCUCAGAACUGGUUCUGCGUGUUUAUGAAACGGUUCUGUAUCGGCGCGAGAUUCUCUACAGUGUCCUGGUACACGGUUCAGACGUCAGAGCUUACGAUGAUUACCCGCGUUUGCCAUAUAGUGGCGAUCAUGUUUGUGCCUACAGAGAUGGAGAGAUAGUGUGGCGAUGCCAAGCUCCUUCUCAGAGUUAUGGUCUUAAUCUGGUCGUAAACCACCUCGACCAGAACGUGUAUGUGACUAAACAUGAAGGCAGAGAUGAGUACUACGCGUGGGACAACGUGGCUGUGGCGUUUCACAUGGAGCCCGGGUGGACUCUGCAUGUGGAUCGCGACAGGCUGUGGCAGACCCUUAGCGAGUGUGAGCUCGCUGAGUGCAACCUCCUUAGAAAUUAACUUCUGACUCAGCCUUUAAGAAUUAGGAGUAAUUUCCCACUGGAUCGGCACCUAUUGCACACAUGUCUGGCCAAGAAGGGGUCUCCUUUCUCUGUGGUCCUUCUCAAGAUUUCUCCCAUUUGUUCCCUGUUACUCCCGUUACAUCUGUGUUUUUGGGGCGUUUU